This is a messenger RNA of Puntigrus tetrazona (Sumatra barb), 7482 nucleotides long. RefSeq names its product RNA binding motif protein 26 (gene rbm26). Lineage: Eukaryota; Metazoa; Chordata; Actinopteri; Cypriniformes; Cyprinidae. The record is from RefSeq and is a predicted model, not a curated record. Gene Ontology annotation, molecular function: metal ion binding; RNA binding. Gene Ontology annotation, cellular component: nucleus. The transcript is spliced from 26 exons. Gene Ontology annotation, biological process: mRNA processing. The coding region runs from base 234 to 3284 and encodes 1016 amino acids.
CGCGAGAGUAAACAGUCGCCAUUUCUCGAAAGUAAGAAAGAGCUGAAAGUGUGGCGCACAGUUCGUUCACAUGCGCACAGAAACCAUCCCCGAUAACUCCUAAACUAAAGACCGUAUCUAAGCUUCCUGCUGCCGGCUGUCUUCUCUGGCUGGUGUACAAUUAGAUGUGAUAUUUCGGUCGGAGUUUAUGAGGGCGGGGCAUAACUGCGGAACCAACAGCCCUCCUCUGAAAAAUGAUCAUUGAAAACCUCGAUGCCUUGAAGACGUGGCUCUCGAAGACUCUUGAACCCAUAUGUGAUGCCGACCCAUCUGCUCUUGCGAAAUAUGUGGUUGCCUUGGUGAAGAAAGAUAAAUCUGAAAAGGAGUUGAAAGCACUAUGCAUUGACCAGUUGGAUGUAUUCCUUCAGAAAGAGACGCAGACGUUCGUGGACAAACUUUUCGAAGCUGUGAACGCAAAGAGUUACCUACCUCAACCAGAGCAGCCGACUUCUGCAAGCAGAACCGAAACUCACCAGCGCACGGAGAAAGAUGAAACAAAGAGAGAGGAGCCGCCCAGCCGAGAUGAGGAUCGAGAAAAGAAAUUCUCCAGGAGAAUAAACCACAGUCCUCCGUCUAGCUCCAGAUACAGCCGAGACAGCAGGAGAGUGGAUGACCGCAAGAAAGAUGACCGCUCCAGGAAGCGAGAGUACGACCGCAACCCUCCCAGAAGGGACUCGUACAGAGAGCGUUAUAACCGCAGGAGAGAACGGAGCCGCAGUUACAGUCGCAGUCGCAGUCGCAGCUGGAGUAAGGACCGCACUCGUGACCGGGACAGAGACCGAGAACGGGACAGGGAGCGCGACCGCAGCCGGACACGAUCCCGCACACGGAGUCGCUCUAGAAGCAGAAGCAGAGAGCGAGAUUCUGGAAAGCCAAAAUACGACCACAGUCGCCUAGAACGCCAGGAGACGGCGACCACAGACGGCUACACCGCUCCCCCUCUCGCACCCGGGAACUCCUCUGCUCAUUUCCCUGUGCCCACCCUGAGUAGCACCAUCACUGUCAUCGCCCCCACCCACCAUGGGAACAACACCACUGAGAGCUGGUCAGAGUUCCCUCAGGACCACGCGCCCUUCGGCAGAGGCGGCCCGCCGAGGAAACGCUGUCGUGACUACGACGAGAAAGGCUUCUGUAUGCGAGGAGACAUGUGCCCUUUUGAUCACGGAAGUGAUCCGGUGGUGGUGGAGGAUGUUAAUCUUCCCAGCAUACUACCUUUCCAGCCACCGCCUCUUCCUGGAGUAGACGGCCCACCUCCUCCGGGUCUGCCGCCCCCUCACUCACUCCUGACUCCACCAGUGAACCUCAGACCACCUGUGCCCCCACCGGGCACCAUGCCUCCCAGCCUACCACCUGUAGCAGGUCCUCCUCCUCCUCUUCCUGCUCUUCAGCCCUCUGGUAUGGAUGCUCCACCCAACUCCAUCACCAGCUCUGUGCCCACUAUAGUGACAUCAGGUGUCCGGCCUCCACCGAUCACCCAGCCUCCACCUCCUCUCUUCACUUCAGAUUCGUUUGAGCCAGAUGUCUAUAAUCCCGAAGCCCCCAGCAUGACGUCACGACCCAUGUACAGACACAGAGUCAACGCUCAGCGGCCCAAUCUGAUUGGUCUGACCAUGGGAGAAGUGGAUCUGCCCCCUAGAGAGAAAAUGUUAAACAGCAACAGCGCUCGGAUAGUUUUAGAAUCAGACUCCAGGAAGAGAGGAGCAGGACUUCAUGACGGAGCGAUUCCUGCAAAGAAACCUUGGUUUGACAAACCAAACUUCAACAAACCCAACCACCACGGCUUUCACAGGAAAGUGCCCUACUCUUCAGCAAACACCAAACUGUCCAUCCGUCAGAUUCCUCCCGAACUCAACAACAUCAGCAAACUGAACGAGCACUUCAGCAAGUUCGGCACCAUCGUAAAUCUACAGGUGGCAUAUAACAAUGACCCAGAGGGGGCGCUGAUCCAGUUUGCCUCCCCUGAAGAAGCCAAACGGGCCAUACAGAGCACAGAGGCAGUGCUCAACAACCGCUUCAUCAGAGUGCACUGGCACAGAGAGGACGUGGUGGAGCACACAAACACCACUCCACAUCCGGUACCAAAUCCUCAAAGCAUAAAGGCAGCUCAGGAGCCUGGGGUGGCCACACUGAAACAGUCCGUGAAAGACCGGCUCGGACCCCUGCCCACAGCCCACCCUGAACCCUCCCGCGACCCCGGCGGUGCCCCACAGAAUACAUCCAAGGCUUCAGUGAAGGACCGUCUGGGCCUCCCUAAACCAGCCGGCCUUGGAGGAAAGGUCUUUUCCACAUCUACUGGCCUGACCAAGACUGUUUAUAACCCAGCUGCACUGAAAGCUGGUCAGAAGGGAGCCCCAUUUGGGAGCACCACUGUCAGCGCAGACGAGGCCCUGAAAAGGAAACAGGAGGCGCUGAAGCUUCAGCAGGACGUUCGGAAAAAGAAACAGGAGAUUUUGGAGAAACACAUUCAGACUCAGAAGCUGCUGAUUUCUAAGCUUGAAAAGAACAAGUCCAUGAAGGCGGAGGAUAAAGCUCUGAUCAUGCAGACCCUCACCUCCCUCACCAACAGCAUCACCAAACUACAGGAGGAGAUGAAAGGCCUGUCCAGUGCUAAUGCCCUCAAGACAACACCGAAGAGCAAAGCUCAGGCUCAAAAGGAGCUCCUGGACACCGAGUUGGACCUUUAUAAGAAAAUGCAGGCAGGAGAGGACACUGCUGAACUCAAGAUCAAAUACACUCAGCUGCAGUUGGAGGCUGCCAAAAGGGGGCUUUUGACCCCGGGUCGUGGAAGGGGGGCCCACGGCAGGGGUCGUGGGGCCCUGAGGAGCCGAGGCCGAGGGAUUCGAGGACGUGGGAGAGGAGUCCCCACUCACGCUGUGGUGGAUCAUCGACCUCGAGCUUUAGAGAUCAGCGGUUUCACUGAGGCUGAUCGAGUCGACCUGCUGCCACACUUCGCACAAUACGGGGAGAUCGAAGAUUGUCAGAUGGAGGAUUCUAGUCUUAGUGCCAUCAUUACAUACAAAUCCCAUGCAGAGGCUGAACAGGCGGCCAUCCACGGAGUUCGGUUAAAUAAUCAGGAGCUGCGUUUGGCCUGGCACAGGCCCGCGGCUUCCCACAACACAACAGACCCGGAUGAGGUCGAACCCGAGGACGAGGAGUUUCCAGAGGAUUCGCUCGUGGAUGAUUCCCUGCUGCAGGACGACGAUGAAGAGGAAGACGAUAAUGAGUCGCGCUCAUGGCGCAGAUGAAGAUGAAGUCGUGUGUCCAGUCCUGCUGCACUGCACCGCUCGAGCGCAUCGGGUCAUUAAUUCUGUGUUUUUUGAAAGGGUUGUUUUUAAAAAUCUGAGUUGCAUUUCACUGCUUUUUUUAUUUUACUUAUCAAACCUGUCGGCAAAUAGAAAACGUUAUUCAAAAGGCUGUGAAUUUCAAUUACUGAGAUGUAAGAUAACAUGAAUGAAUUGAUUUCUCGCCGUCAUCGUUUUGUUUGGUAUCGUGUCAAAACAUUGACUAACUUUUGGCGGCUGCAUUGUUUUUCUUUCUUUUUUUUUGUGGUCAGUAUGUUGACCCAGAUUUCUUUCCAAUAGUUCUGAAGACGUUACAGUUCAAGGCAAAUAUGGGAAAUGUUUCAAUUUCAGAAGACAGCAGUAGAGCAUUUUUGAAGCGUUGUUAUAAAACAUGUUAUAUGCUUUCCUUAGUAUAAUCAGCCUGAUGAGGAUGUAGCUUUUUGUGUACAUAUUUUAUGUAUCAAUUUUAAUGGUUUGUAUAUGAAUUCUUUGCUUCUGGAUUCAUCUCUUGGGUUUAAUUUUGAAAUGUAAAAAAAAAAAAAAAAUUGAAAUGGUCUAGAAAAAAUAUCAGCUGCAAAAACAAGAACAAAAAAAAGAAAAAAACAUUGAGAGCUCUGCUGCAAAAGCUAUGAGCAAAAAAACCAAAAAAAAAUCUGAACAGCUGAAUAAAGACCAUUUCAACCCCAACCCCCCCAAUCCUCACAAAAAGAGCAAAUUUCCUAAAUUCAUCAUGCGUCCAGAACCAGCAAGUAAGUAUGAAGCACAAAUGGAAUCAAAUGAGGUAAGCAAAGUGUUUUAUGUAUUUUACAUCUAUUUAAACUUUCAGGUGACUAACUCUUCUUCAUUUCUGUCCAUUAGGGCACGUGUUUAUGGAUGAAUGUCAAACCGCAUCGGAUCACCAAGCGUAUCCCUUUACAAAUCGGCGUGGUCUUCGUUCACAUUCAAUAUGGCCUUUUCUAAUUAUUCUGACGCUUUCGUGGUCAACCUGUGAUAAAACCGCCCAGCUCUUUUCCCGCAGGACACUAAAACCUGUUUUUACAAUAUUUGUUGACCCUUGAUGCCAUCACACCAUCCUGACGGCUUGCAUCCGACCCUCCAUGCAACCUCAGAGCAUCACAUUUGCAUAGUGGAGAACGAAUUACCCAAUCAGAGCUGUGGCAGUCGGUGAUGUGGCUCUCCCGCCUUGGUGCCUGUCGUGGAAGCUCAGCUAAUUGUGAAGAAUUCGAUUUGCUCUUGGAGUGCGCCAUGAAGCUCAGCUUUACCCCCACCGACUAAACCUCGCCCGGCCCAGCAAGGGGGCCCUUAAGUGGACGCCUGCCCCCUCCUACACGGCCUCAUGCUGCACUCCUCGCCCAAUACCCCCUCCGUCGGUCACAGGGACCUGAUCUCUCACCAUCGUGGAGGCCUAAAGUGAGUGUGUGUGUGUGUGUCCCGUUCCUCCCCUAGUUAAAAUUUGACCUUUGACCUCUCUCCCAGUGUAAUAUACCAUUUUAAUAAGCUUUGUUGGGUCAGUUAGUGUGUCGUUACUAUGGAGAUUGUCGUGGUGUGUGAGGGAUGUAAAUGGCGGUUCUUAAAUAGGCCUAUUUAAUCUGAGGGACCCCUGCAGCCCGACUACUCCGUAAUGAAGUGAUGUAUUUGUUAAACUCGCACUCAUCGCGAGCUGCGAGUCCGUGAGGCCAAUGCGUUUCCGGCGGAAUAAAGCUCGUAAUGCGUUUACCGCUGAAAACGUGGGCUAACCAGUUUAGAGCGCUUCAGCUAACGCGUUUACACUGGCCCAGUCAUUUGUAACGACUCUUUAAUCUGUAAUUUGUGUCAGUAAGAUAAAUGGGUUUAUUUCUUUACCGGUGAAGAGAAUGAUGUUUGAGGUGCGAAGUUAGCAUCAGGACUUUUGUUAGUCGUUUUAUUCUAAUUUGGGUCAUUAACGUAUGCAAAAAUGUCAUUCGUCCUGCUUGUAUAAAUUUUACAUGUAAUUUUACAUCCGCAUCCAGUUCUGAUCAAAUGGGGGAUUUGUUUAAUUGUUUCAUUAAAACGAUCUCCAAAUCUGCAACGGGUGAUGGUGCCCAGUGUUUUUCGUAGCCUCCUGCUAGUGCUGAGAAAAAGUCUUUAAUAUUUUAUGUGAUCACAGGCCUCUAUAAGCAAAUUUCAGUCCCUGGCAAGUUCAGCCAAAACAUGAUUAAUUUAGUGUUUAUCCCCGACAUCCUUUAAAAAAAAAAACAAAACCCCCUCGGCCAGACGUGCAGAGCUCAGUUUGAGACUAAAUCUCUAACUCUACAUCAUAAUACAGGCCUGGGGAGGAAUCUUUGCUUGGGCCGCAUUUUCUUAUUUGGUUAUCUGAGAAAGCGGAAGACCGAGCUUCUUUGAAAUGGUUUUCAUACCACUGUGCUGCGGUCAAAAUAGACCGAGCCGGUCGUACCGCUUGCCAGAAAGCUGUAGAAUUUUGAUAAUUCUUUUUUUGUUCUGCUUUUAGUUUUUGUUUCGGUAAAAUGAUCCAGUGAAGUAAGAGAGAUGCUGUUGACCUUGUUUACUCCAUGGAUUUUGCAUCACUUUUCAACUUUAGAUUACUGAAAUUAUAACCAAGAAUGAAGCUUGAGCCAACAUCACGAUUACUCGCCCGCAUGUACUUCAGGUUUUCGUUGAUCUGCCAAAAACAGGUUUUUAAUGAAACUUGAGGGACUUUCAUUCCACCAAAAAGUUCUAAAAGACAUCCGUAUGAAUUUUGAGCAACAGGACGGUGAGUAAUGAGAUAAUGUUCAUCUUUAGGUGACCUGUACCUUUAAAUGACAAUGAAACGGUGGAAGUGAUGUUCUGUAUAUAAAAGCUGUGGUCACAUUGUGGCGAAAAUCACAAAUGAUUUGCUUUAAAUUUCAAUGAUGGCAUUCAACAUCUGAAACGGUUUGAAGCUGCAGCACUGUGAACCAGCUGUUUUAAGUUGUUUGUUAAAAAUAAAAAUUCUGUUAUUUUGAAGUAACCCUCAAGUAGUUCCAAACCUGUAUGGAUGUCUUUGUUCUGCCAAACACAAAGGAAGAGAGAAGAAAAAAUGUUUGUGACCAGGCAGCUUUCGGUCAUCAUUUACUUCCUGUGUGUGUGAAAUUUUUUAUAAUUUUUUUUUGUCCAACUUUUUUCAAAAUAUCAUAAUUUGUGUUCGGCAGAACAAAGAAAUUCGUACAAGUUUGUAACUAAAACUGUGAGCUAAUAUGAACUAUGAACUACUGUAAUAAAUGUAUUGCACAUUGUUUGUUAAUGUUCGUUAAUGCAUUAGGUAAUGUUAACAAAUGACACCUUAUUGUAAAGUGUUGCCAUGGUUUUUGUGUUUUUUGAGAACCGCUGAAGUACUGGGUGAAUUAGGUAAAACUGCAAUUAAUUGCAGUUUUACAGAAGACGACAUGGGAAGUACAGUAUGAGGGAUUUCGAUACAGCGCUUGUAAUGACCGAAUGCUGUAUAGUUUUUUUUUUUUUUGGUCUCUCUGGGAGAGUUGUCAGGAGACGCUCCAUCUGUCUCACUCUGCGGCGUCAGUAAAGGUGCUGACAGAAGCUUUGGCUGUUUGAACUUUACAGUGGCCUUGUCAUGCAGACAACUGCCCUCAGCUGAACCACAAAUCCCAGAUUCCCCAGCAACACUGCAAAAUUAGCUCCAUAAAUCAGGGGGGCUUCUGGGAAUAGGCCCUGUGUUGCCAGGGGCGAUGGAUCAUCCCAGAUACCGGUGUCAGGGGUGCGUGAAUCUCGGUGCCACCACGGGCAGAUCCAGCCGUCACUCGUGUUAAAAAUACUCGAGUGAAGUCGGUGAGAAACACACGGGCAGGAGCUGCCGAACGUGUCUGACGCUGGGAAUGUUCACGUGGAGGUGAUGUGAUCUCUGCGGUGUGUCAUGGUCCGUCGUGCCCUGGAGAUGGUCUGAGGGGGCAGGAACGGGAGAGCUGUCAGCGGAUGACACGGAGGAGACGCUCCUCACACACUGAAUACAGAGCAGCUGCACAUUACAGAACGACAAGGUCCACUGAAGGCCAAAACCAUGCCUUGGUGGUAAAACUUAUUAAAAAUACCACAUACAUCGAAAUGCAUCGGAAACGGCCUUCUGUACGACGCUGACCAGAUCAUUGAAGAAAAGUGGCUUGCAGGCUGUUAAUGCAGACUUCAGUAGCAAAUAAAAACACGUGUCAAGUUU